This is a messenger RNA of Meriones unguiculatus (Mongolian gerbil), 7816 nucleotides long. It is a transcript of the gene Tp63, whose product is annotated as tumor protein p63. Gene Ontology annotation, biological process: protein tetramerization; regulation of transcription by RNA polymerase II; apoptotic process. Gene Ontology annotation, molecular function: DNA-binding transcription factor activity, RNA polymerase II-specific; RNA polymerase II cis-regulatory region sequence-specific DNA binding; protein binding. NCBI's taxonomy places the organism in Eukaryota, Metazoa, Chordata, Mammalia, Rodentia, Muridae. The transcript has 11 exons. The coding region runs from base 530 to 1981 and encodes 483 amino acids. The record is from RefSeq and is a predicted model, not a curated record. Gene Ontology annotation, cellular component: nucleus.
AAAACAUUCUAGCCCCAGCAGCAGUGACAGAGCUCUCAAAUCAAAUCAGGAUCCAGACACAAGUAGAUGUUAUUCAGCUGGAGAAUGGGGAACAUUUAUUAGCUCAAGUGACAAAAGUUCUGGCUCCUGUGAUUAACCUCUGAUUGCCAUUCAUGCCAGCACCCAAUCACGAGCAAGCUCAGAAGUUCAGAGAUGCCUACGAAUUGCCAACAAGUGUGGCCACUCUCCAUCAAGGGCUCUAAAACGGUGGCAGAGAGGAAGAACAGCUUUACAGAGGAUGCCCAGCUGGUAAGAAGCGACUGUUUAUGAUGCUCAGGUCACUUGAAGAUUCUCAUUGGCUGAAAGGAAGAAAUGCCCCUCCUCUUUGCAAAUCUGUGUGAAGGGGGGCAAGUGUCUAAACUACUAUGUCUGAUGGCAUUUGACCCUAUUGCCUUUAGCCUUCUGGCUAUCUACCUAGAUAUUCUCAGGUGUGUGUGUGCAUUUCAUAAAGUUGCUCCCCAUCUGUUGGUAUCAAAGAGAGUUGAAGGAAAUGAAUUUUGAAACCUCCAGAUGCGCUACCCUACAGUACUGCCCCGAUCCUUACAUCCAGCGUUUCGUAGAAACCCCAGCUCAUUUCUCUUGGAAAGAAAGUUAUUACCGAUCCGCCAUGUCACAGAGUACCCAGACAAGUGAGUUCCUCAGCCCAGAGGUGUUCCAGCAUAUUUGGGAUUUUCUGGAACAGCCUAUAUGUUCAGUGCAGCCCAUCGACUUGAACUUUGUGGAUGAACCGUCAGAAAAUGGCGCAACAAACAAGAUUGAGAUUAGCAUGGAUUGCAUUCGAAUGCAAGACUCAGACCUCAGUGACCCCAUGUGGCCACAGUACACAAACCUGGGGCUCCUGAACAGCAUGGACCAGCAGAUUCAGAACGGCUCCUCGUCCACCAGCCCCUACAACACAGACCACGCACAGAACAGCGUGACGGCGCCCUCGCCCUAUGCGCAGCCCAGCUCCACCUUCGACGCCCUCUCUCCGUCCCCCGCCAUUCCCUCCAACACAGAUUACCCAGGCCCACACAGCUUUGAUGUGUCCUUCCAGCAGUCAAGCACCGCCAAGUCGGCCACCUGGACGUAUUCCACCGAAUUGAAGAAGCUGUACUGCCAAAUUGCAAAGACAUGCCCCAUCCAGAUCAAGGUGAUGACCCCACCCCCACAGGGCGCUGUCAUCCGUGCCAUGCCUGUCUACAAGAAAGCUGAGCAUGUCACUGAGGUUGUGAAACGGUGCCCUAACCAUGAGCUGAGCCGCGAGUUCAAUGAGGGACAGAUUGCCCCUCCUAGUCAUUUGAUUCGAGUAGAAGGAAACAGCCAUGCCCAGUACGUAGAAGACCCUAUCACGGGAAGACAGAGUGUGCUGGUCCCUUAUGAGCCACCACAGGUUGGCACCGAAUUCACAACAGUCCUGUACAAUUUCAUGUGUAACAGCAGCUGUGUUGGAGGAAUGAACCGCCGUCCAAUUUUAAUCAUCGUUACCUUGGAAACCAGAGAUGGGCAAGUCCUGGGCCGACGGUGCUUUGAGGCCCGGAUCUGUGCUUGCCCAGGAAGAGACAGGAAGGCAGAUGAAGACAGCAUCAGAAAGCAGCAAGUGUCGGACAGCGCAAAGAACGGUGAUGCGUUCCGUCAGAAUACACACGGCAUCCAGAUGACCUCCAUCAAGAAACGAAGAUCGCCAGAUGACGAGCUGUUGUACUUACCGGUGAGAGGUCGCGAGACUUAUGAAAUGUUGCUGAAGAUCAAAGAGUCCCUGGAGCUCAUGCAGUACCUUCCCCAGCACACGAUCGAAACUUACAGGCAACAGCAGCAGCAGCAGCACCAGCACUUACUUCAGAAACAUUUCCUUUCAGCCUGCUUCAGGAAUGAGUUUGUGCAGCCCCGGAGAGAAGCUCCAACACAGCCUGACGUCUUCUUUAGACAUUCCAACCCCCAAAACCACUCGGUGUUCCCAUAGAGCCCCGUCUCUGUGCUUGAGCAUGUGUGUUUGUGUGUGCGUGUGCACGUGUCCAUGUAUCCAGCCCUCACAAACAGGACUUGAAGACACUUUUGGCUCAGAGACCCCGCUGCUCAAAGGCACACAUCCACUAGUGAGAGAAUCUUUGAAGGGACUCAAAAUUUUACAAAGGAAAGAUGCUUUCUGCACAUUCUGUAUCUUUAGACCCUGCCUUGGUUGGACAGGAACUACAAUUGUGCGUGUCUGUGAGGUCUCCAUUGUCUUUCCAAGGAGGGAGGGGAAGCUGUUGGGAAAAAGGCACUACCGUGUUCAUUGGAGCCUUUUCUGUUACCUUCUGUUGUGUUUCUAAAACUUAUAAUAAAGCUGUUGAGCAGGUCUCAAACUUAAGAUGUAUUUUUAAGAAAAUAGGAAAAAAAAACUUGUUAUUGUCUUUGCCUAAGCAUUGUGUUGACUGAGAGAUUUGGGCCCUUUGAAUGCUGACCAUGGAGUAGUAAGACUCAGGUGUCAAGUGUACUGGGCUGGGAUUCUUUUGAUAAAUUGCAUUUUUCGUGCACUCUCUUCCUAUGUAAGGAGAAAGCUCAUUAACGCUUUGCCAGGUCCAAUCUCAGCCACUGUACAUUAGCAUCUGCCAUGAUAGUUGUCUCUGCAGAGCGACCUACUCCUCAAUACUGUUGUUUAGGUGCCAAGGCAGGUAAACUACUUUUCUGAUGUUAAUAAGAGAUGAAACUACCCCAGAAAUAUUGCCCCAGGUACUUGCUUACCAUUAUUCAAUGCCGGGAGAGUUCAAUGUUUCCUCAUCACAUCUACGAUUAAUUUGUUUAAUUGGAGCUGCUAGUCCUCAAUCACUUCCUACCAUAAAAGAAGCCAGAUUUCUCACUACUGUUCCUAUGCAUUUCUCUGGAAGAACUACUCUCUGACUAAAUGGUGUCUAAGCACACAGUUAUUAAAAUCAACAGUCCUGGUGUAGAAAUUACAGAGAGCUUAACAAAGUCUUUUUCCUUUUAAAACAUUUUUCCCAACUCAAAAGAACUGACAGAAUCCCUGUUUCUUUCUUCAACCUCCCUGCCCCCUCCCACCUCAACCAUGUCACCGGUGCUUUGUUCUAUGUCACCAAGACAACAAUUUCUUGUGACUGAGGCCGUUGCUUUGUGGAUGUGUGGUUUUAAUUUUCAAUAAACUUUUGCAUCUUGGUUUAUCUUGUAGUUUUUGUUUCCGUCUCUCUUGUCUUCCCCCAGUACAGCAUAUUCUCAUGUCUUCAGUGCUGCCAGUGCUAGGUGUGGGUCUCAGCACGAGGGGGCAGUCACUGUGGUCCUGUCUCUCUCUUUCUCUUCUUUUUUUAACCUAUUUAAGAAUGUAUAUUCAGGUUAUCACUCUGAAAGUUAGUGAGAAUGUGUAAAUGAACAGCAAAGAGAUUUUAGUUCUGUAAAUGAUUACAGCCUAGCCUGCCAAAAGGCAUCUGAAGAAGUCUCAAGCUUUGUUUUAAAUCGCCAAGUUUACUGAAUUAAGUUUAAGCUAAGUCCAAAUGUAUUAGACAAUUAGGUUUAUAUGCCAUAUGCUUUAGCAAAUAUUUGGAAGGAGUUCUAGAGUGGGGCCAACAUCCUAAUUUUUUUGGUUUAAAUUUUGUGUCUUCUGAACUUUGUGUUAGUAUAGUUUAUAUUUCAAAGUAAGUUUUUAUAAAUGCACCAAAGCAAAUAACAGAUAAAAACAUAAGGCAAAACUAUCUGGACAUGAGAUUAAAGUAAAUUAGUAAAAACAAAUAUCCUUUCCAUGUUUCAGUAAGUAACUUUGAGCCAUAAAUACUUAAAGAAUUGGAGAAUGUAUUUAGAUUUUUGACAUUUCUUUCAGAAAUAAUUUUCUCCUUUAGCCUAUUGUUAUGUACAUUUUCAUGGACUUACAGUAGCCUUUAUAUGCAUGUAUAUGUUUAAAAUGAUGGAAUAUAUUUCUAAUUUAUGGUUGGCCUUCUAAAGAACUCUUGAUGACCUUGGUUUUGGGAAGCAAGAUUACCCAACAUACAUGCCACAGAGAGAGGAGCUCUUAGGAAAUACUUAGAAGAGGUAUAAUUAUUUUUCUAUGUCUUCCUGUUUUUCUCACCUUCCUUACCUUCAAAGCAUCCUUCUUCUCAAUUCCUUUCCCAUGUCGACAUUCAGCAUUCUAGAAAUGGCUUGGAAAAUACAUUUGUCCGAUGUGUCACCAAAUUGCAGUUAAAAGUUGUCAUUACUAUCAUGAAAAGAUUUAAAACAAGAAAGAGGAGCAAACACGUGUUUUGAAGGCCAAGGACAUAGCUUGUAACUUAUCAUGAAGAUUGUCCUUCACCGCAUAGACUUGAGAGGUAGAAUCAUGUAGCCUAAUUUCUAAUUCCAGAUCAUUUAAAGUUAGAUCUAUCCAUGAAGUUCUAAAUUUUACUUUUAGCAAUGCAUACAGAAGUUUAUGGAUUUAGAGUUAAGAACUAAGAAUUGUGGGCUUGGAGCAAUGAAAUCAGUGGUAGAGAAUUUGAUAGCAUGUGUAAGUCCUAGUUUCAAUCACCACUGAAAAACAAGUAAAAGAAAACAACAACAAAAAGCCUAUGACUUAACUUUACUAAUACUUUCCAUCAAGACUAGAACUACAGUUACCUGUCUGUUUCUCUAUAUUUCAGUCCCUUGCAGACUCUAGUAAGCCUCUGCAGAAAUGUCCCCACCUGGGAACCUUAUUACAUUUUCCUGCAAAGAGUUAUUGUCAUCACAUUAUUGGUUGUUUGACCUUUGGUUAGGGUGAGUGAUGAGGACAGAGGGGAUGAGAAAGAAAAUCAAUCAACAUGGCAUAGCUUCUGUUUUCGUUUUAAUUUGUCCCCUAAAUUUAAAGGACUGUUUACUGAAGGAUCAUGGUAUUGUGCUUUUAAAAGCCAAGGUGUUAACUGCUUUUUAUGACCUUUGAAUUGGCUGUGAUCUGAUUCAGGAUCACACUUUUUCCUACAUGUGUGAUGGCUGUCCAUUUCAGACACUGUGGAUUUAUUAAUGAUCAGUGUCAUGACCUUUGCCUUUGUGUCAGUAAAAUUCACUUUAGUGUUACUAGUGGUUCCAUUCAUGACCCCUUUGACAUUAAAAUCAUUUUUUUUAAUAUUUGCUCAAUUAAGAAUCUGUGUCAACUCUGGAUUACUUCUUCCUAUAAAUUCAUAAGUUGGAACCUUCCAUUCCUUGGUCAAAUACUAGAACAUAAACUGACCAUUUGGAACUGUAAGGGAAGAGGAAAGGACCAAGAUUCCUGAGUAUCUAUAAAACACUGGACAAUGUCCAGGAGUCUCACUGUCAUUCAGACUUCAUAGACACUCUUGUAGGGAAUGCCUAAGAAAACAAGGCUCAAGAGAUAACGUGGAUCAAUUCCUGUCACUUCAUAGGUUCAGUUCAUAUCUAGAAGAAAACAGACGUUUUGAUUGGCUCCAAAAUUCUUAUUUCUUCUCUGCCUCUCCAUUGUUUCUGGUCUCUCUUCCUGAAAUUAAGUUGAUUAUAGUGAAAAAAUAGUAGAUUAGCUAAUAAGGUAAUUAAAAAUAUUAAUGACCACAAAGAAAAUAAGGUUUUAACAGGAUCUAGAAACGAGCAGUGAACUGAUUGAAAAGUCUGUGGACAAAUGUAAACUUUAUGAAUGAAUUUUCAUCUUUCUGACUGUGGUUGUUAAUGGUUAAAACUAUUCUUAUCAUGAACUUUGGCUACAUAUUCAACUGCUUGGGGAGAUGGAAACGAAAAUGGAGUCUCUUCAAAUUAAAGGUUCUAUCUGUAUCUGGAAUCUGAAGGACUAGCUCUUCGUUACCUUCUGGCUUUUCAAGAUGGGUACAGAAGCAGUAGCAACUGACACCUCCCCAGUUCCUUGCUUUGGGCUUCCCUGUACUAAGAUAUGGAUUCACAGAGGGUCUGGGUUGACUUGGACAUGUUCACCACCCACCAUGUUGCUAUACAUUGGUUCUUUGUAACAGGUGGAUUCCCUUUACAUAGUCAUUGUUCCUUGCCUACCUUGGCCUUUCACAUUAUCUUAGUACUUCAACAAUUUCUUGAUUCAGUACCCUUGUCCACCAUGAUUAUAUUUCUAGGAGCAUGGCCCAAAAAUCAAAAGAAACAAAAAUCAUGGGCUAGGUGCCAGGAGACUCAUUUCCAUCCUUAACCCAUGCAUCUCGCAGUGCCUUGGGCAUUUGAGCACGUUCAUCUCUUAGAGUUUCAUAUUUACUUCUUUUUCAAAUAAUAAUGGACUUGAUCAUGGACUUCCAUGCUAUGGAAUGACAUGCUCCAUUGUAAUCACCCAAACAUGGAUGAAAAGCAGCCAGGUAAUCUGAGGUGUUUCAUAAGUGAAAGGAUUUAUUCUGUGGUGACUAUUUGUACCACUUAAAAAUGCUAAACAGAACAAAAAUUAAGCUUUGUUGUAAUUGUUCUAAUUCAGGUAAAUAACUAUAGCAUGAAUUGUUUGCUUUAUCCUAGCUGGUACUCUGCACUGAUACAUAAAGCAGGCUUCAUAUUUUCAGCAACUAUGGGGAAUUCUGUACAUCUUCAAAAACUGCCUAAAGUACAAAUAUUUAAAGCCACCAUUUAAAUUUAAAUAUUUUUCAAUCAUUACACUGCAUUUGGUUGUAACUUGCAUUCAGUUACAAAGCAUUUAAUAUUGAUAUCUCUCAUACACACAUAUGAAACCACAACUCAGACAUAAAUUUAAAUUUGUCUAUUAUAACUAUGGGAAUAUGGGUGUCGCAGAAAGAAGGUAAAUCAGAACAAAAGAAAACAUCUUGUUUGAUGAAUUCAAAGAAACUUUUUCUUCCAUAGGUCAGAAACACACUCAAAACCCAAUCCUCAGUAUCUAGUUUCUACUCACUGUAAAUGGCUAUGGUCUCUACAGAUGGUCUUCCUUAUCUCCUUUCCAGUUUCUGUCUCAGCCAUAUAAGGAAGAAAGGCUUGCUAUCCCUGUUAGAUUGUUAGCCUGUGAGACUCUCAAAAAAAAAAAGAAAAGAAAGAAAGAAAGAAAGAAAGAAAGAAAGAAAGAAAGAAAGAAAGGAAGGAAAGAAAGAAAGAAAGAAAGAAAAUAAAUACAUUUUAGGUUUCCUGCUAUUAACAGAGUAGCAGUACAGCAAGGGUAAAUGGCUAUAUCUGUAGAUUACAUAGCUAUAGUUUUUACUAUAGAUAGCUACUAUAUUUGAGAACAUGCACAUGCACACACACACACACACACACUCACACACACACAUAGAAGACUUGCAGAAAAUCAUCACCACAGUGGCUUGGGUUCUGAGGUUCUCCUACAUAGACUAUCUGUUGACAUGGACUGGGUCCUCUCUCAGCUCAUAAUCUCAGCUGCUAAGUGUAUGUAUGCCUUGGGGUUGCUGUGGGACAGGAGGGUGUGCUGUCAAAUGCCUCAGCUGAUUGGUUUUUUCAGGUGUUUGCUGGGCAUCCCUAAUGGCUUGGGAAGCUAUAAGUGGAAGGCCUUCGUUGUGAAUUCAGUUUAGAGUAUUUCUGUGUUUUAUCAACCUGUGUGCUUUGCUCAGUUCUUUUCUCUCCAUUUUGGUUUUUGAGACUUAUUUAAGUUGAAAACCAAAAGCAAGAAAGAAGAUGGGGAAAACAAUAGAAGAAAAGAAGUAUGUAAAAUUUCCCUUUCACAAAAGAGAUAUUAAAUACUCUAUUGUGUAGAGUCUAGAAAAUAGUGAUUUUUGUGAUAUUUUGGGAGUCCCUCCCAGUGAGGAGAGUCUUGCCUGAAUGGUAAAGAACUCUAGGCCAUUAAUUAUGAGGAAUAUCUGGCAUGUACGUAGUCUAGGCCAUGUCUUACUGUUGGAAGUGAUUGGUCCUGCUUGUCAGUGUCCUGUGUUGACCAUCAUCCCUUGUUUGU